Molecule: messenger RNA, 1017 nt
Organism: Ustilaginoidea virens
Lineage: Eukaryota; Fungi; Ascomycota; Sordariomycetes; Hypocreales; Clavicipitaceae
Exons: 4
Coding region: 1-1017 (338 amino acids)
Biological process (GO): meiotic DNA integrity checkpoint signaling; nucleotide-excision repair; mitotic intra-S DNA damage checkpoint signaling
Cellular component (GO): nucleolus; checkpoint clamp complex; site of double-strand break
Source: RefSeq, a predicted model, not a curated record
AUGCGGUUCCGCACAGAGCUCAAAAAUAUACGCACAUUUGCGAAGCUCACUGCAGCGCUCUCUUCACUAGAGAAGAUUGCCUGGGUCCGUCUUAGCGAUGACAUUGCUCGCUUCACCGUCAUCCCGGACAUGGGAUCGCAAGUCUGGGCGUCCCUAUCAAUGGACCUCAUCUUCGAAAGCUAUCACAUCCAGUCAGCAGACUCCCACAACACGAUCAACCUUGAACUACCCCUGCAGCCACUCCAGAGAGCGCUCAAGUCUGCGCUGAACAGCAUAUCAGCAUCCCUACGGCUUACCAAGAAGGAUGGGCUGCCUAUUCUCUCAAUGACCAUCACAACUACCACCUCCCACGCGUCGAGCGCUGCCGCUGCGGCGGCAGCAGCUGCCAGAUCCGCCACCGACGAUCCCUAUGGCGACGACGUCUUUGAGCCAGAGCAUCUCGAAACUUCCUUGCGCAGAGAGCACGAAAAGGUCAUCACUCAGGACAUUCCUGUCAGAGUGCUUCAUCCGGAAACCGUCGAGACAAUCAUGCAACCAAAGGUCCGCGAACCAGAUGUCCACAUUCAGCUUCCACCGUUACUGCAGCUCAAGGCGAUUUCAGAUCGGUUCACAAAGUUGGCUCUCACGGGAGCAAAUCCUUCAAAGGCGCCCAAGUUGGAGCUGAGCGCCAACAUGCACGGUAGUCUGCGGUUAAGGAUUGCCACCGAGUCAACUGACAUCUGCAGUGUGUGGUCUAAUCUGGAGAAUCCUCAGUUGGAUCCCGCACAGCUCAACAGACCCGUCGAGGAUCAUCCAAGCACCAAAUUCCGUGAAGAGGGGCCCGACAGGUGGGCCACUGUUCGGGUUGAUGGCAAGGAUUGGAGCCGUGUCUUGAGCGUUGGCCGUUUAGAAGGUCGAGUUAUUGCCUGCUUUGCCGAUGACCAUGCUUUGAUCCUCUAUGUUUACGUGCCGCAAUACGAUGGCGAAUCUGCAGAGGAUUCGGUUGUUACGUAUUAUGUACAAUCUUACAGCAUGUAA